UGAGAUACAGCAUCUGCGAAUGUGGGUACCCAGGGAUGCUCCUGCACAAGCAAUAAUAACCCACCCAAAGCUGGGCUCUGAAGAGGCAACAGCAAGAAAUAAAAGGGGGAAGGAAGGCAAAAUGAGGCCAAGGUCAUUCAAUGAGGAGGGGCAGCCCUGGGGUGAUGCAAGGCCCUGUCUCUGCAUCCACCCAAGCUGCUGUGGGAGCAGCAGUUUGGGGAGUCAGGAUUCCUACAGUGCAAAAGGCACUUUUGGGCUCGUUUUCCUUACCUUGCAAAGUCUGCAGCAGAGCAGGAGCUGGCUCGUCCUGUGCAGGGGGCACCGUACAGGCCAGGAAAGAAGAGAGAAAAGGCUUGGAAUGAGCAGCUCAGGAACCAACAGCAAAAGCAAAUACCAGGAGAUGGACCAGGCUGGCACCUCCAUUGUGUCUGCCCAGAUCCUGCACCCUCCAGCACUGAGGACCACGGGUUGGUGUCCCUGGGCUCGGCUCCCUGCUGCCAAAGGGGUUGUUCCCAACUUCCCAUCCCACCCCUGCCCAGGGCAGUGCUGGCUUCAGCUCAGGGAUAGGAUUCUGGGUGAGAGAAGGAGAAGAGCUGGCACAGAUAGAAAAGAAGAGCCUGGAUGGAACCUAAAUGGGUCAAGGAGCCCAUCACUUCCUCCUCUUCCUCUUCCUUCUCUUCCCAUGUGCACCCAUGGGAGCUGCUGCACAUCCCACCUCUGGCCCCAUUCCUGUGGGCACGUCUACCUACCUGGAUGCAGGGCUCUGGGAGCUGGAGAAGGCAGUUGCCCAUCUCCUGCUGGGGGCUUUGGGGUCUGCACUGGAGCCAGGGGCUCCCAAGGGGUCAGGGCUUUGCUGCACCAGUGGCUGCUCAGAUGCUCCCCUCUCACACCAAUGGGAGCCACAGGGGGGAGAGGAGCGAUGGAGCCAGUGGGUUCAGCACCCAGCCUCCUCUCCAAGGUGCUCCCACUGGUCCCUCGCAGGAUCCAGCCCCAAAGUGGGGGGGAUGCUGCCCAUCCCUCCCUUCGCAUGCCCAGUGCCUCCCGCUCCUGAGCCGUGCAUGCCGUGUCCCACUGCGGUCUCACCCGCGUGCCCUUGUCUGGUGUUUUUUAGCUGGGGGGUUUAGGGGUGGAAAGGGGGUCAGGGAUGGAUCCUUGUGUCCAGGAGCAGAGAUGGGUUUGGGCAGUGCAGACCUGGCACCGUUUGUAUGUACCAAGCAUGUGAAUUGUAUUUGCGGGGAAAAGAGGCCAAAAAAAAGG
This is a messenger RNA of Melopsittacus undulatus (budgerigar), 1257 nucleotides long. RefSeq lists its product as uncharacterized. The transcript has a single exon. Bases 20 to 1051 code for a protein of 343 amino acids. NCBI's taxonomy places the organism in Eukaryota, Metazoa, Chordata, Aves, Psittaciformes, Psittaculidae. The record is from RefSeq and is a predicted model, not a curated record.